Messenger RNA from Scomber scombrus (Atlantic mackerel), 780 nucleotides. RefSeq names its product transmembrane protein 81 (gene tmem81). The coding region runs from base 1 to 780 and encodes 259 amino acids. Lineage: Eukaryota; Metazoa; Chordata; Actinopteri; Scombriformes; Scombridae. The record is from RefSeq and is a predicted model, not a curated record. The transcript is spliced from 5 exons.
AUGCAACAUGUGUCUCUCCGACUUCUCUUCCUCCUCCUCCUCCUCCUCCUCCAUCUCCAUCCUCUGACCUCAGAUGACCUGGAGGAAGUGCCAGUGGAGGUGAUUGUUGACAGUACUCCAUGCAGCGUCACCUGUGGGCUGGGUGUGAAAAGUCAUACUCUGUGUUUCCUGAAAGAUGGCAAGACAGCGAUGGAAGAAGAUGAGAAGCGCAAAGAUGGAACAAAGGUGUCAGAGAAGUGUCGUGUGCGUAAGGUGAAGUGUCGAGAGUCGUGGCAGUGUGGACUCAGGACGAGCACUGUGACCUCGGGACAGAGAGUGGAGCUCGACUGUCUGGGAGAAGUCAUGGAGGCGAUGGGGAGGUUCUCCUGGAGGGUGUCGUGGCGUUACGCCCGAGGAAUAAUCAGUUCGGAUGAUACUUUGUUUGCUCGCUGGGAGGCUCCUGAGCUGGACCGCUUGGUUCUGGAUCCUGUCAGCGAGGAGGAUGCAGGUACGUAUCGCUGCGAAGUGCAGGAUGCCGCCUUCCGCAGGGUGAAGAGGGUUUACUGGGGGAUCCGUGUUUUGCCCGACAGGAUUCUCAAUCUGGACUAUGAAAGCUCUCUGGCCCAGUGGGAGUCGGCUGGAAUCCAGGAGAACCAGACCCUAUCAGACCAGGACGACCACAGGACAGCUUUUCUUCACAUUGCACUGAUCAGUCUGAGCCUUGCAGGCCUUGGGACUGGACUGAUCCUGCUGGGCCUCCAUCAGACAGUGAAGAGGAGGAGCAAAGAAUUUACCCAAUGA